Messenger RNA from Prorocentrum cordatum, 477 nucleotides. The record is from the annotation of a GenBank genome assembly. Lineage: Eukaryota; Dinophyceae; Prorocentrales; Prorocentraceae.
AUGUCAGAACGCGUCUUGCAGUUCUUAGAUUCGCCCACCGUGGCUGUGGGCAUGUCCACUACUGGCGCCACCACCGGCCACGACGUGCAGGGCCCUGUUCAAGUCGGCGACGAGGAGCUCCUGAACGUGGUGGUGCUAUGGCCGCUGGUGGGCGCAACGCGUUCACCUCCAUCCUCGCCUGUCUGGUGCGCUGCAGGCGUUCAAAAGGAUCGCGCAGGAGCGCCUUGUCUGGUCGACUUUCCCUGGAACGCUCCAUGUCCACGCAUGCCCAAGUACUGGGGCUCACUUUUGUCUCCUACGCUGAUGAACGCGGGUGCCGACUCGAAGUUAGUGUUUAUGAUGAUCUCCGUGUGUGGAGGUUGUUGGAGCCUGUGGUCGGCGCCCAACGGCGAUUUUGGACCCGUAGGCGUGGACAUCCACGCCAUGAGAAGAAGAUCGAGCACCUCCUACGCUGAGUGGCCGAAGUUCGGUGUUUGA